AUGCGUCGCUCUCAGCAGACAAGAAAUUCUACUAAUUCCAAAGCUUCUCGAUCUUCUAGGACAUCAAGUUUUACUUCAUCCAUAUCAACUCGCUCUUCGAAAAUUGAAAAAAAGUAUAAUAUACCAAUUUUACAACUUAAUACAAUUAUUUCAAACAAUCGAUCGCUUGAUUCAUGGAAAAUUGCCUCUAAGGCACUUGUUUCUGGUCAAAUUGAUACAGAUGACGCAAAUCUUUUAAAUCUCGUUAUUAAAGAUUUAGAAAGUCGAUGCAUAAUUCUCGAAAAGGAUGGAUACAUUCAAGAAUCGCAGCAAAUUAAAAAGUCACUCAAUGGAUUACAUCAAAAACAAAUUGAAUUAACAGCUCAAAUUCAAAAAGAACAAGCGGGUGCAGAUCUAUCACAAAAGCUUCAUAAAAUACAAACGUAUGAUUCGCUCGAAUCCCAAUCUAUCAAAAAUAAACUCCAAGAACUUAAUAUUAAAUUAGAUAAUCAGCGUCAAGUCAUUGAAAAGAAGCAUGAAAAAGAGAUAAAGCAACUCGAUGCCGAUUGGAAGAGCGAAAGCCGUAAGAGAAGAUACGCACAUACAUCAGUCAAACUUCGUGAAUUAAGAAGACAAGAAUCUAUUUUAUUCCAGCAACGUAAGAUGGAUGAAUACCAACGUGUUAAAUCAAUGGCUGAUGAGCUAGAGAUAAAUGAAACAGAAAAUGCCGUUAACAGAUGGGAAUCAGAUUAUAAUUCAGCCAGAACAUUACUUUUACAGAAACAAAAGAACGAAAUAGAGACAUUUGAACAAUCUGCAGAUACAAAACGUCAAGUUAUUCUACAUAGUUUUGAAAAACAAAAUGAUUUAAUUUCAAGGAAGAAAAGAGCCAUAGAAAUCCAAAACAUGAAUACUAAAGAACAGAUUAGAUCGUGGGAGAAGAGAAUGAGAAAUAGCAUUUGUGAAAUAGCUCCUCCUCAAGCACCUUUAACCAGUAGAAGAGCUCCAAGACAAAACAAUUUGCUCAAGUUACCACCACUUAAAAGUCAUACAAGAAAAUAA
Messenger RNA from Trichomonas vaginalis G3, 1041 nucleotides. RefSeq lists its product as uncharacterized. The coding region runs from base 1 to 1041 and encodes 346 amino acids. The transcript has a single exon. Lineage: Eukaryota; Parabasalia; Trichomonadida; Trichomonadidae. The record is from RefSeq and is a predicted model, not a curated record.